Quercus lobata is the source of this 882-nucleotide messenger RNA. RefSeq lists its product as uncharacterized. The transcript has 3 exons. NCBI's taxonomy places the organism in Eukaryota, Viridiplantae, Streptophyta, Magnoliopsida, Fagales, Fagaceae. Bases 1 to 882 code for a protein of 293 amino acids. The record is from RefSeq and is a predicted model, not a curated record.
AUGAGGGACCUUGGAGAUGGCGAGGGUGGCUACGUGGCAGACGCACUAAGGAGAACCAUGCUACUACUCACUGACAUGGAUGGACUGAGGAAAAUGAGGAUGCAGGAGGUCUUCCUCAGUAUUAAGAGAUACUCGAGCAUGGCUCUCCAGGCCACCUAUAGGAUGGAGGAAGAAGUGAACAAUAAGAGUAAGGCGGCCGAGGAUGAACGCUCCAAACGCCUAAUGGCCGUGCGGACUCUCCAAGCUUCUGAGGAGGACCUCGCCAAGGCCAAGGCUACCCUAACAGACGCUAUCCGAGAGAGGGACAACGCCUCAGCGGGUCUGGCUAGCACUCAAAAACAGGCUGAGGAUCAAACAAAACGUCUGCUAGAAGCCGAGGAUCAGUUGCAAAUAGCCAAGGAGCUGAUCGAAGAUUUAAAUAAAAAAUUGGUCACGGCAAAGCAUGACAAAGGUGUGGCGGAGUAUGCCCGUGACGAAGCCUUAAGGGCCAGGCGGGAGGCCGAGUUUGACAGAAACGAGGCUAAGGCUGCCAAGGAAAUGGCCGAGGAUGAUGGUUAUAAUGCGGGGGAAGAGGCCCUGAAGCGAGCUGGGGUGGAUGCUUCAUCCGAUUUGUGGAAAGCAGAGAACAUAUUCUACCCUACGGCCAUCCGUGAGGCCACUUCCACCAGCUCCGUGGCUGUAAGCGACCAACCCGAGGAAGGGGUCACUCAGUCGGAAACCGUACAGGUCGGCGCCUCUCCUAGCGAGAUGCUCAAAGAAGGAGAACUUCAGAAUGUGAUAGACACCUCUCAGCGUACGGAUCCCGAGGUACCCAAAGAGGUUGCUGAGCCCGUGGUUGGCACUCAGACGCCUAAUGCUGAAGAGCCAGCCAUACCUGCCUAG